AUGGCCGCCAGCCCACCCUGUGCCUCGCGACUCGUAGCCCUGCUUCUCCUGGUGGGCCUCUGCAGCCUCUGGCGCGGUCUCUGCGGCCGGGGAGGCGGCUGCUUCGUCGGGGGCUUCGGCACCUUGCCGGCAGCAAGGCAGAGGUGGGGUCUGGCCCUGGGGGCGGAGUCCAGUGAGAAGGAGGCUGAGGAGAAGCCCCUGUCCUAUUAUGCGGGCAUGCUCACGAACCCACCGAAAGAGGAGGACGAGGAGAAGGACAUGCUCACGCCCACCCUGAAGUUCAUCGGCUACGGCGCUGUAGUCGGCUUUGCCUACCUGGCCGUCUUUGUGGGGCUGAACUCCGGCGGCCCUUGA
Molecule: messenger RNA, 354 nt
Organism: Symbiodinium natans
Lineage: Eukaryota; Dinophyceae; Suessiales; Symbiodiniaceae
Source: the annotation of a GenBank genome assembly